Molecule: messenger RNA, 1320 nt
Organism: Schizosaccharomyces octosporus yFS286
Lineage: Eukaryota; Fungi; Ascomycota; Schizosaccharomycetes; Schizosaccharomycetales; Schizosaccharomycetaceae
Product: GTPase Ypt2
Exons: 1
Coding region: 27-629 (200 amino acids)
Biological process (GO): protein secretion; regulation of exocytosis; protein localization to plasma membrane
Cellular component (GO): plasma membrane; endosome
Molecular function (GO): GTP binding; GTPase activity
Source: RefSeq, a predicted model, not a curated record
GACCUUGUCAAGAGCAACUCUCCACUAUGUCAACAAAAUCCUACGAUUAUUUAAUAAAAUUGCUUCUUAUAGGAGACUCAGGAGUAGGUAAAUCAUGUCUUCUUUUACGGUUUUCCGAGGAUUCCUUCACGCCAUCUUUUAUUACAACGAUUGGGAUUGAUUUCAAGAUUCGCACCAUCGAACUUGAUGGUAAGCGCAUCAAACUACAAAUAUGGGAUACUGCAGGCCAGGAACGAUUCCGCACAAUUACAACUGCAUAUUAUCGUGGAGCAAUGGGUAUUUUGUUAUUGUAUGAUGUUACAGACAAAAAGUCUUUUGACAACAUCCGAAUAUGGUUCAGCAACGUGGAACAACAUGCCAGUGAAAAUGUGUACAAAAUUUUAGUUGGUAAUAAGUGUGAUUGCGAAGAUCAAAGACAAGUUUCUUUUGAACAGGGAAAAGCUUUGGCUGAUGAACUUGGAGUAAGAUUCUUGGAAGCUAGUGCCAAGACGAAUGUCAAUGUGGAGGAAGCGUUUUUCACGCUUGCUCGUGAAAUCAAAAAGCAAAAGAUUGAUGCCGAACAUGAAUUCAACAAUCAAGGGAACAACGUCGAUCUUGGAAAUGACCAUUCUGUGAAGCGUUGCUGUUAAUCUAUUUUAUCCGUCGUAUUGGACACAUUUACUUUCAUCUUGUGUUUUCCUUUUUUGAUACUUGAUUCAUGACGUCGUCUUAUGUUGGCUUGGUAUUGUUUCUUUGCUCUUCAUGAAUUCUUAUGAUACUGACAGGUUGCUUCUCUAAUCCAUUAGAGUUGCUAGUCGGAUCCUUAUUUUUUUUUUUAUUAUUAUUGUUUUUCCGUUCGUAUUGUGUUUCAGCUUGAUGCUUCUGAUGGAUGAUAGAUAGUCCGCGUCGUAAAUUCCGUUUCUUUAAUGCUUUUACAUACAUAACAUAAAUUUCAUGUCUAAUAUCAACUCUUCUAUUUUUGUCAAACCCGCUGACAUCCUUGAUCCCGCUAUACAAUUGCCAACUACGUGUUUCAUUCUCGUGCCAAUAAUCUGUAUGAUGGUUAAUGAAUUAAUAUACGGCCCGAAGAGUUGUAUUUCUAUCUUCACACUGAUUUCUAUUGAAUCAUCGAAAGAAGAAGUCUGAAAAUGGGAUUUCCGAAAGUAAUCCUUCAAAAACAUCGAGUGGAAAUGUUCGUAAAACGUUUCUGUGGUAUUACGAACAGUUAAUGUAAUCUAUAAUCCGGACUCACCAAACUUGAGGAGCAAUUUAAUUUUUUCUAAUUCAAAACCAAGAAAUCAAACCUCGUUCUAUUACAUUGUAAAUUCCCACCUCCGUCAC